AUGCAUCUCUGGUUUCAAAGGUUUUAUUGCCUCACGCUUACUUCUGUCAACAGUCCUCGCGUAACUGAGGACUAUUAUGGUGUGUCUGACUGUGUGGGUCUGCAAAGGAAGCCGGGCUUCCAUUGUCCUUGGAUGUCCUACGUUAUCCUUAAGCCACGAUAUAUAGCCACGCGUCCUUUUUGCUGCCCUUUCUCCCCACACCAUCGCUUAACCUUCCGACGCACUCCGUCCCACAACCUCGGCCAGUAUCCGAAGUCCAUGGCCACAAGUAUUACAACGGUCGACGAUUGGAGACGUGUGGAGAAACCUGGCACAGUUCCUUAUCAAGUAUUCACAAAACCUAUCGUUAAAUCGGAACAGGAUGAUAGAGAUUACCGAAUCAUAAAGCUAGACAACGGAUUACAGGCCACGUUGGUUCAUGACGCUAAAGCAGACAAGGCUGCUGCCAGUUUGGAUGUUGCAGUUGGCCACCUCUACGACCCGGACGAUAUGCCGGGUCUCGCCCACUUUUGUGAGCAUCUGUUGUUCAUGGGAACCGAGAAAUUUCCGAAAGAGAAUGAAUACUCUGAGUAUCUUGCCAAAAAUAACGGAAGUUCAAACGCCUAUACCUCAACGUCAAAUACCAACUAUUAUUUUAAUGUUGCGACUUCAGCUCUGCCGGGCGCCUUGGAACGCUUCGCUGGAUUCUUCCACUGCCCUCUGUUCGCUCCGUCGUGUACGUCACGCGAGCUGAACGCGGUCGACUCAGAACACAAGAAAAACCAUCAAGCAGAUAUGUGGCGCAUAUUCCAAUUGAACAAGCAUCUUUCUCGUCCUGGGCAUGUGUGGUCUAAAUUCGGAAGUGGCAACCGUGACAGUCUGUCUAAGGCCGCCCGCGAACUCAAGGAACAGGGAAAAUUGGCUUCUCCUACUGUCAACGGCAAUCUCAGCACGACAGCAUCACCAGUUCCUUCUCGUGGGGUCUCUCCGGCACCUUCUAUUACCUCGACAAACAGUGAAACCGAGGCAGAUGGUGGGGCUGUCGGUCGCGAAACACGACGCCGACUCGUAGAAUGGUGGAGUAAGGAAUAUUGUGCGAAUCGCAUGAGACUCUGCAUAGUCGGAAAAGAAUCCUUGGAUGAAUUAUCCGACCUUGCGGCUACGCUCUUUUCGCCGAUUGCAAACCGCGGCCGUGAAGCUCUUCCAAUGCUCCACGAACACCCUUUCGGGCCGGCUGAGAAAGGCACGCUGGUAUCUGUACAAACAGUGAUGGCAUUCCAUGCCUUGGAAAUCUCCUUUCCUCUGGAGUAUCAGCCACCUUUCUGGAAACACAAACCUGUCAACUUCCUUUCGCAUUUUGUUGGGCAUGAAGGCCCGGGUUCACUGCAUUCGUACCUCAAGAACAAGCACUGGGUGACAUCUUUGAGUUGCGGGCCGCAAAAUCUCGCUCGAGGAUUUGCUAUGUUCAAGAUCACCAUACACCUGACACCUGAAGGUUUCGCCAAUUAUCGUUCAGUUGUCCUGGCGGCAUACAAGUACAUGGCGCUCUUCAGAGCAUCCACUGUCGAAGCCUUCCACCACCAAGAAUUGGUCAAAUUGUCUGCCAUCCGGUUCCGCUUUGCUGAGAAAAGACGCCCCGAUGACUAUGCCACAUGGAUAUCGGAACAUAUGGCAUGGCCUGUCUCUCGGGAGCUCAUACUUGCUGCGCCUCGGCUUACGUGGGCAUGGGAGAAUGACGAAGAUAAACAGGAAGGGGAAGCUAAGAUUGCAGAAUAUCUCAGCAAAUUCCGAGUAGGCGAAGGGCGUGUUGUCCUCAUGGCAAGAAAAGAUGACCACGUAAAGGUCCAUCCAAAUAUCCAAUGGGAGAAAGAGCCGUGGUAUGGAACGGAGUAUGCUGUGGAGAGAUUCGACGAGGACUUCGCAGCGCAAGCUGAUGGCCCAAACGACAUCCCCGAACUUUUCCUUCCUGGACCAAAUGAGUUUAUUCCAACUAACCUCGAAGUUGACAAGAAGGAUGGCAUCAUGCCGCAAAAGCGCCCUCACCUUAUCCGCGCGACCCCCCUCUCUACUUUGUGGCAUAAGAAAGAUGACAAGUUUUGGGUUCCUAAAGCUCAUGUUGUCAUUGAUUUGAGAAGUCCUCUGGCCAAUGCAUCUGCGCGUGCAUCUGUCCUCACUAGGCUAUACUCGGAGAUUGUGAAUGACUCCCUUACAGAGUUCUCUUAUGACGCCGAUCUCGCGGGCUUGUCGUAUAACUUCAGCCCUCACUCCACUGGCCUUUAUGUCACUAUGAAUGGAUACAACGAUAAGAUGGCGGUUCUUGUCAGUCAUGUCUUGGAGAAGGUCAGAGCUCUUGCAAUAGAUCCACAACGGCUUGCUGUUAUGAAGGAACAGACCCGUAGAGAAUGGGAAAAUUUCUUCCUCGGACAAUCUUAUUCGCUCUCUGACUAUUACGGGCGGUAUCUCAUGUCAGAACGUGCAUGGACCAUCAAUGAGAAGUUGAAAGAGCUCCUCUCAAUAUAUGCCGAAGAAGUCAAGGCGCACAUGGAACAAGUACUUUCCCAAGUGAAUCUACGGAUCCUGGUUGCUGGAAAUAUGUUUAAGGGUGAAGCUAUUAAAAUUGCGGAAAUGGCGGAAGAGGGACUUAAGCCAUCUCCGUUGAGCCCCUCUGAGUUGAAUGAACGGGCUCUCAUUCUUCCGCCAGGGUCCAACUUCGUAUGGUCGGCGUUGCUCCCAAAUCCUAAUCAGGCUAACUCGGCCUUGACGUACUUCACGUCCUAUGGCUCAGUUGUGGAUCAAAAAUUGCGUGUCACCUCGGCGCUUCUGACACAGAUACUGAGUGAACCCGCGUUCAAUGUCCUUCGAACGAGAGAGCAACUGGGCUACAUCGUCUCGUGCACAUCCUGGACGCUGCCAGGGGCUUCCGAACGAGGUCUCAGGAUUGUGGUUCAGAGCGAGAAGCGACCAGGCUAUCUGGAACACCGUGUUGAGACUUUCUUGGACGAGAUGAAAAUCAAGCUGGAGGAAAUGUCUGACGAAGAAUUUAACAGCCAAAAGGCUGGACUGGAGAAGAAGUGGCUCGAAGCGGAUAAAAACCUCGCGGAGGAGGUUGCCAAGUACGUUGUGCAUAUCAACAGCGGCCAAUGGGACUUCUUGAGGAAUGAAAAGGAUGCAAAUUUAUUGACGACCAUAACCAAAGACGACAUCCUUCGAUUAUUCCUUUCCAACGUCCACCCGUCCUCAGCAACUCGCUCCAAACUUUCCGUACACAUGAUCUCGCAGAAGCCCCGUCCCAAGCGAGUUAGCGCUGCCGCUGCGCAAGCAUUUGAAAUCCUUGUCCACCAGUCCUUCCCUGACAUCGACGCAACGGCAUGGAGAAGUGCUAUGGAAGGAGAUACCCCGAGCUUGAUCGAGUUCGGACAAUAUUGGAUGAAGACCCUCAAGUCCGACACAGGCAGGGAGUUGCUCUCUCAACUCCCUCAGUUGAUAGAAGAGUAUCCAGCAGCUGAGGAAGACGAAGAUCGUCGAAGACUAGAUGUCACCUACAUCGAAGAUAUGAAGGCCUUCAAAAACGGAUUAACAGUCUCUGUCGAUCCUGGACCCAUGGUGGAAUGGAAUGAUCUACCACAGCCGCGAUUCUGA
Molecule: messenger RNA, 3618 nt
Organism: Cyclocybe aegerita
Lineage: Eukaryota; Fungi; Basidiomycota; Agaricomycetes; Agaricales; Hemipholiotaceae
Source: the annotation of a GenBank genome assembly